AUGGAAAGGGUGGAGGAUGCGGAGGCCAUCGUCAAGGAACACAGAGGAAAGCACUCCAUCACGCACGAGGAAAAGCACUUUCCCAUCAAUAUUGAGAUGGUAGAUGGGGCGGUAGACGUGUCCGUGCGCGAUCUGCCUCAUCUAAUCCCGGACGAGGAAAUUGUUGCCGAGAUGGCACAAUACGGUGAAGUCCUAUCCGUCACCAAGGGCGUAUGGGCCCCCGAUUCACCGUUAGCUGGUGCGCUCAACGGUGUGCGUGUGUUGAGGAUGAAGCUGUUAAAGCCCAUCCUCUCCUACGUAACACUCUGUGGGGAGGUUACAGGUGUGUCCUAUCGUGGUCAGGCACAAACUUGCCGCAACUGUGCUGCACCGGUGCACCACGGUCUGAAUUGUGUACAGAACCGGCAAAAUCGGUUUGCGAACGUUGUACAAGUAAAGGCCACGUACGCCAGCACCGUUAGUGCAAAAACAGUUGCACCCACACCACAAGCAGCGUCACACACUGCAGCAGGCAAUAGUGGCCAGAAGAAAAAGAAGAAGAGCCGCUCAAGGUUCCUAUCGGCGGCGACACCUGCACCUACACACGCAAACGUGGAAGAUCAGCAUCCACGCGACGCAUCGAAGAUCGCCGCACGACUGAUCAUCCCGAUCGUGCCGGUGACCGUUCGGCCUUCCAGCCCGAAGUCGAACUCUCGCAAGGGCAAGAUAAGCAAUGCGAACGAUAAGCAUGUCGCUCCAGCUCUAUCUAUCGCUCCCACGACGGAUGCUGUCGUCUCCGCGCAUGAUCGGCGCUUCGAUGAUGCGUCAUCACCUGCCGUUCCUGCCGCUCCUGUGGCCACCGCCGCUCUUGCGGCUACCGCCGUUGCUGCGACUAAUGCUGCUUCUGUGUCUACCGCCGCUCCUGCAGCUAUCACCGCUCCUGCAGCUACCGCCGCAUCCACAGCUGCUGCUCCUGCUGCUGCCACCGCUCAUGCGGCUACCGCCUCUCCUGUGGCUACCGCCGCACUCGCUGCCGGCGCUCCUGCGACUGUCUCCACUCCUAUGGAUAAGGAUGAUCCUGCUGCUGCCGCCGCUCCUGCUACUGCCGAAGUCCCUGGUGCUGUCGUCGCUAACCCAGCGACAACAAGUGCUCCACUGGCCUUUAAGGUACCGCUCGAUGUCCUUCCUGCCCCCUUUCCAGGCCCUUCCACGGAUGAACCGCGAACGGUAACACGUAAGCGAACCACUGAGUCAGAUGUCGAGAGUGACGCCUCAAGUUCAUCCAUGAACAGCUUUACGAUGGUCGCCAAGCGUAAGCCUGGUCGACCAUCCAAAAAGGCCACCACCACUAACAACCUCUGA
Messenger RNA from Anopheles arabiensis, 1341 nucleotides. RefSeq names its product angiomotin-like. The transcript has a single exon. The coding region runs from base 1 to 1341 and encodes 446 amino acids. Lineage: Eukaryota; Metazoa; Arthropoda; Insecta; Diptera; Culicidae. The record is from RefSeq and is a predicted model, not a curated record.